AGUACAAUGACUUCAGUCUCAGACUACACGUUGAUACUUAUCGGCAAGACAGGGUUUGGUAAGAGCGCAACAGGAAACACGAUUAUUGGAGCACACGAGUUCCUUGACAGCGACUCCUGUGAAUCCGUCACAUCUGAAUGUCAGGUUGCACAAGGCGAGAAUUUCGGAUUUCACCUAACCGUCAUUGACACACCUGGGGUUAUGGACACACUUGUCAACAGCGAUGAGGCUAAAGAGAAAACGUGCCAAGCGAUGAUUGACGCCAUCUCUAAAUGCCCCAAAUCUAAAAAACGAGCUCUUUGCCUGGUGCUGAAGUACGGCGAGCGUUUCACUGACGAAAAUAAGAAAUCUUUGUACAUUCUGACACGCGUGUUUGGUGCGGAGUUCCUGGCCAAGUUCUGUGUCAUUAUCUUCACACACGGUGAUUCGUUUGAUGCAAAUAACAAAGGAACGAAGUCUUUUGACGAAUGGUGUCACGAACAAACAUUGGAAAUGGCGCAAUUGUUUAAAGAGUGCAGUAACCGCUGCGUGCUUUUCAGGAACAAAACAGAAAAUGAUGACAUCAAGAAAAAACAAAUUGAAGAGUUGAUUAAACACGUAGAGGACUUGAAGGAAAGUUACACCGAUGAAAAAUUUACAGAAGCUAAAAAGAGACACCAACGUUUAUUUCUUGAAGCGAAUUUGACAAAAAUACUAAAUAUGUUUAAUACAAAGAACCAGAGUUUGCAACAAGAACUCGAUGAAAUAAUACUGAAUGAGAUCAGAAGAGAGAAACUGCAGGAUCUGAAAAAUAAAACAGAGGGAGUUUUAACAGAGAUCGACAAGGACGAUGAUGGCGUUUUCUACGACAUUGGAGAGGUGAGCUUGCUGGAGGACCCAAGGAUGUGUACUCAAAAGAUCAUCAAGAAUUGUGAUGAUCUGCUUCACCUGGAGAAGCUAAAGGCGUUGCAACUAAAAAUACAAAGCGAUGUCAAGUUACUGGAAUCUAAAUGUAUCAAUUGCACCCCCUCUAAAUGCUCAAUAGAAAGUAUGGAAAACCUAGAACAGGAAAUGAAAGAAUUAUUUGGAAAAUACAAUAAAUACGGUUUCGAUUUCUGUAGAGGUGACUUGAUUGAAUUUCAACCGCAUAUCGAUAAAGACAUCGGUGAACUACGCUUGAGUGAAAAGGAAUUAAGCUUCUUUAAUGACGAGAUCGAGAAAUUUAAUCGCCUCGCCAAUGCACUCUGCCGCUUAAGAAAUGGCGUCGUCUUCGAAAAUAACAGAAACGAAAUUCAAGGAAAGACCCGGUCCUUGAGGAGAGAGCUGGACGCUGUGCUGAGCUCAGAGAUAAGCACGGGGACCUUAACUAUACUUAAAGACGAAGCUGAAAGCGUACUGCGGAAAUGGGAAGAAGUCGAAGACAUGGCUGAGAUCUUAGAGCCAUUAAGAGAGGUGCACCGGAGGAUAGAGCAGAAGAUAAAAGACUGCAAGAUCAACCUAAAGGUGGAGAUCAUUUCCGGGGCCGUGUCGGUCGCUUCCGGUGCCGUAGGCGUUGUGGGGGGCGUGGCAGGUUUAAGUAAAAAUGCCGUGGCUAUUGGCGUCAGCAAAGCAGCUCCGGGUGUGGGGAAAACCCUCAUUGCGGGCGGGGACGUGGUCAAAUCAUUAGUGAAGGGGGGCGUAGCAGAGAAAUUAAAACGAAAUGGAUCAAAAAAGAAUACAGAGGAAUGAGACAAAUGUAACAAAAAAGGGUGGGAAAUUAGCAUUAUAAAACAUGAG
Messenger RNA from Lymnaea stagnalis (great pond snail), 1755 nucleotides. The record is from the annotation of a GenBank genome assembly. NCBI's taxonomy places the organism in Eukaryota, Metazoa, Mollusca, Gastropoda, Lymnaeidae.